Fulvia fulva is the source of this 1386-nucleotide messenger RNA. RefSeq lists its product as uncharacterized. The coding region runs from base 1 to 1386 and encodes 461 amino acids. The transcript is spliced from 2 exons. The record is from RefSeq and is a predicted model, not a curated record. Lineage: Eukaryota; Fungi; Ascomycota; Dothideomycetes; Mycosphaerellales; Mycosphaerellaceae.
AUGUUCUCCAACACAAUCUUUACAACGGCAGUCACCUGUGGCCUGCUUGCCUCCUCUGUCAACGCACACAUGAUCAUCACGAGUCCCGUCCCAUACGGCAAAGACUCACUCAACAACAGUCCACUGGAAGCUGAUGGAUCGGACUUUCCAUGCAAGCAGCGCGCAGGAGUCUAUGAUAUGGGUACCAUGAACAGCAUGGCAGUCGGUGUUCCCCAGACUCUCAAGUUCCAAGGUGGAGCCACGCAUGGUGGUGGAUCUUGCCAAAUCUCCCUCACCACGGACGAUAAACCUACCAAGGACAGCACCUGGAAGGUUAUCCACUCCAUCAUUGGUGGAUGUCCGAAUGGAGCAGCUGGCAACGCAAACGGCUCUCCUACUUUCGACCAGAACCCUACCUUCGAGUUCUCCAUUCCCAAAGACGUACCCGAUGGCAGGUACACCCUGGCCUGGACCUGGUUCAACAAGAUCGGCAACCGCGAGAUGUAUAUGAACUGUGCACCUAUCACCGUCACUGGAGGCUCAUCUAAGAGCAAGAGAGGUCUUGACAGCCUACCAAACAUGUUCGUCGCCAACAUCGGCAAUGGCUGCACGGUUGCGGAAAGCCAAGACUUUGUCUUCCCUCAAUGUGGUCUGUACGCCGAGACCGCCGCAAAGACAGCUCUUGGAAGUUCGACCUCUGGUACUUGCGCAACAGCAGCAGCCGGCGGAUCUGGUUCCGGCUCCGGGUCUGAUUCUGGUGCAGCGCCAUCAGUGACCGCAUCCUAUGGAUCUGGCGCUGGCGCUGAUGCUGGCUCAGGCGCAAGCGCUCCCGCUGGCUACGCAUCGUCCGCAGCCGCAGCAGCGCCGACUGGCUAUGGAGGAGGAUCUGGUGCGGCGCCGACCAGUGCUCCAGCCGCUCCCGCCUAUGGUGGCGCUGCGACCUCUGCAGCGGCCCCUCCAGCGUAUUCGUCGCCGAGCGAGCAAGGCAGCGGUGGCGGAGCUGGUGACAGCGGUAGUGGCAGUGGCGGUAUGGAGACAGUUGUCAACAUGCACACCGUCACCACCUGGGCAACCGUCACGGGCACCGGCGAGGCACCAGCUGGCCACACUCCACCGACAGCCUAUUCUGGAAGUUCUGGAUCAGACGCAUCAAGCUCAGGCUCCUCGGCUCAGGCGAACACCAACGAGACUUCUUCAGGCAGCAGUGGCAGCUGCUCUGGCCAAACAUGUACCAACGAAGGCGAUGUGGUCUGCAUCGGCAGCAACCAAUGGGGUAUCUGUGACUCCGGCUGCGGUGUCGCCAGGUCUCUCGCUGACGGCACAACCUGUUCGAACGGUGUGAUCGGCAAGCGUGACAGGACCGGCCACUUGCGUAGACACAUCUACAGCCACGGCGGGAGUUUCUAG